Messenger RNA from Cyprinodon tularosa, 3828 nucleotides. RefSeq names its product prospero homeobox protein 1-like. Gene Ontology annotation, molecular function: DNA-binding transcription factor activity, RNA polymerase II-specific; RNA polymerase II cis-regulatory region sequence-specific DNA binding. NCBI's taxonomy places the organism in Eukaryota, Metazoa, Chordata, Actinopteri, Cyprinodontiformes, Cyprinodontidae. The record is from RefSeq and is a predicted model, not a curated record. Gene Ontology annotation, cellular component: nucleus. Gene Ontology annotation, biological process: regulation of transcription by RNA polymerase II. The transcript has 5 exons. The coding region runs from base 545 to 3007 and encodes 820 amino acids.
CCGGCCCUCGCGGACGCUUCUUAUUGGUAGACUGCAACAGUUACAUCACGGCGCUCGUGACGCGUACGUCUUCCUGUUUCCUUCAGCCGCGUCUUAAAGUGAAUCUUAGUGGCGGAGGAGCGCUCCAGCAGCAUCCAGUCCUCCGCUCUGCAUCCAGCGCGCCUCAGAGACGCACACACGCACCGCUUCUCUCCCUCUCUCUCCAUCUCCCCUUCUCUCUCUCUCUUCUAUUCUCUCAAGGUCUCUCACUCUUUCGAUCACAGCAGAGGAUAGAAGGAGAGACGGACGCGCAAGAGCCCGUUUUCCUGUUUUCUUUUGAUUCUUUUGUAUCUUUUAGUUCGCUUGUUUUACUUUAUUCCUGCUCUUCCUUCCCUCAAAUACUGUUCCAUCCUUUCCACAAAACAGUCCGUGGCGCUUUUCUCCCCUUCACCACCGCAAGAGUUCAGGUUGUAUCCCCAAAAAAUCUUCAUCUGGACUGAUACUCAGAGGCUUUGACCCUAGAGGACUGGGUUUGUGGGAUAUGGCCCAAUAGCAGCAGCCCGUGAUGCCGGACCAUGACAGCGACUCCCUCCUGAACAGACAGACCAAGCGAAGACGAGUGGACAUUGGUGUCAAGAGGACAGUGGGUAGCACAGCCUCUUCCACAUCAGCAGUAACUACCGAUAACAUCGCUCGCGCCAAAGCAGCAAUUUUUAGUGCCAUGAACUCUCUGAGCUCCCAUUCUCACCACGGAUCAGACAACGACUCCAUGGAGUGCUCUGUAGUGCAGCCACAUGGUGGGCCUGGCGUUGUGUCAGCCAGCGAUAGUGAGUCCAAAUCAAAUGUUCUUCGAAAGCUACUGAAGAGGGCCAACUCAUAUGAGGAUGCCAUGAUGCCCUUCCCUGGCACCACCAUUAUCUCUCAGCUUCUCAAGAAUAACAUUGCAAAAAAUGGAGGAGGGCCUGAGAGAGGAGAUAGAGGAGAUAGGGGGGAUAGGGUCGACUCAGGCUUCCCCGGAUCAGGGCUCUCUAAUGCUAGCUCUGAUGCCCCGCAGGAAGAUGCAUGCAGUAACUCCUCCCAGGACAGCACCCCUCAAGAGUGCUUGUCACCAUUUGGUCGCCCUCCUGGCCUUGCCACCUUUGACAUUGAACGUCUCAAUGAUGAGCACCUCCGUGCCAAACGGGCCCGUGUAGAGAACAUUAUACGUGGAAUGAGCCACUCACCAAGUGUGGUGGUGCCUGCUGCUUCCCGUCAUGAGCGAGAUCAUGAGAUGGAUGGAGAGCGGGAUCUGGAACUGGAUUGUCCACCUCCUCAGUCCCAACAACAAGCCCCAAGCAGUCCACGGGGAGGGGAAAUGUGCAGCAGCCGAGAGAACAAGCGCAAACAACGGCUGCCUCAGCAGCAACAGCAAAGCUUCACUCAGUUGGUGUGUCAGAGAAAAGAACAGAAACAGGAGGAGCGACGGCAACUCAAGCUGCAGCUGGAGGACAUGCAAAAGCAACUACGGCAACUCCAGGAGAAGUUCUUUCAGAUCUAUGACUCCACUGAUGACUCAGAGCACACUGACCUUCACAACGACAUAGGAAACAUGUCGGAGGACAGCCCAGGCAGGUCGGACACCGGUGGAGAUGAACGGGGUGGAGAUGAUUUACGUUCUGACAAUGAGAUGGCUGAUUUGGACCCAGGCCAUUUCCUUGACAGGGCACGGGCUUUGCUUCAAGAGCAGGCCCUAUUGGCCGACAGUGAGAAGCCAAGAAGAGAUGGGCUUGGCCGAAACAAAGGACAGGGAGGUCCAGGCUCCUCCAUGCAUGCUGAAGGUAAACAGCUAGCAGAAACACUGAAGCAAGAGCUCAACUCAGCCAUGACCCAGGUGGUUGACACAGUUGUAAAGGUAUUUGCUAAACCUCCUCGUCCUACUCCUCAGCAGGCCUUCCCUUCACUUUCUAUUCCCCCUGAAAGAUUUCCUGCUGCUGUCAAUGGAGACAACCCAAACUUCCACACCGCCAACCAGAGGCUUCAGUGCUUCGGUGAUGUCAUCAUUCCUAAUCCACUAGACUCCUUUGCUAGCAUGUCUGGUAUUCCAGGUACCACCCAUGACCAAACCGAGGCACUGCCCUUAGUAGUACGUAAGACACCUAGUGAGCACCACCAUCAGUCUUCAGCCGUGGGUGCCCAUGGUGGUAACCACCAUCCAGCUCUCCAUCCAUCAUCUCUCUCUGCCUCGAUGGGCUUCAGCCCCCCCUCCUUUCGACAUCCCUUUCCUCUGCCACUCAUGGGCUACCCUUUCCAGACUCCCAUUGGCCCACCCACAGCUUAUCCCGGCAAGGACCAUACUUCACCAGACUCCAUGGACCUGCCCAGGGAAACGACCGGUUUGAGAACAAAGAUGUCAUCAGGUCACCACCUGGGGCACCACCAUCGCUCUUGUUCACCAGCACACCCUGGCAGCACAGCUGAGAGUCUCUCCUUAUCCCUGAUCAAGUCAGAGUGCAGUGACCUCCAGGACAUGGCUGACAUCUCACCUUACUCAGGCAGCAAUAUCCAGGAGGGCCUUUCCCCUAAUCAUCUCAAGAAGGCCAAGCUAAUGUUUUUCUACACCCGCUACCCAAGCUCUAACAUGCUAAAGAUGUUUUUCUCUGAUGUUAAGUUUAACCGCUGCAUCACCUCCCAGCUGAUCAAAUGGUUUAGCAACUUCAGGGAGUUCUACUACAUCCAGAUGGAGAAAUUUGCCCGGCAGGCCAUCAACGAUGGUGUCACUGGAGCCGAGGAGCUGAGCGUCAGCCGAGACUGCGAGCUCUUCCGAGCCCUAAACAUGCACUACAACAAGGCUAACGACUUUGAGGUCCCCGAUCGCUUCCUGGAAGUGGCCGAGAUUACACUGCGGGAGUUCUUCAAUGCCAUUGUGGCCGGCAAAGAUGUGGACCCAUCUUGGAAAAAGGCCAUCUACAAGGUCAUCUGCAAACUGGACAGCGAGGUCCCAGAGAUCUUCAAGUCCCCAAACUGUCUUCAAGAGCUUCUACAUGAGUAAAUUUCCUCCGACACCAACUCUGCUCAUCUCUUUGCGCUUCUUUUGUUCGUUGACUUUGAUUUAAUUGAGUUUUAAAAUAAUUUCCCCCUAGUUCUAUUUUUUUUUUUUCCGACUAACUAUUUGAUUUUUCUGUUCUCUUAUUAUUAUUUUUGAAUGUAUAAAAGUUAUGGAGUAGCAUUCCCAAUCUAAAGCCUCUGUGGCACUUCCUAAAUGAUCUAGGUAUUGUGUUGUUGUUUAUAUAUUAUUAUGGUUACUAUAUGUUUCAUUUUUCUAACAUUCUGAAGUGGAAAGACUUUUAUUAUUGGGUGUUUUGGACUGUGUGAGACCCUCACCUGUUUGGCCCAUUUUAUGAACAAUGCUACCUGAGUGUGUGGAGUUGCUUUCCAUUUAUGCUACAAGUGCAGGCAAGGUAUACUGAGAAACUUUACCCCUAAAAUUUUGGGGGCCGCCUGUUCCCUGCUUAAUGCAAAAUGGACGUCCGUUAGACUUUGCUUUAUAAGAUGUCACCAAGAGGACACACACAUGCACACAAAAUCGAGGCCUAGCGUUGUUAUGGACUAAAACUGGACUCGUGUUACUUUUCAGCACUGGUCUGCAGGAUUUGGACUGGUCUCAAAGGACUAUUGAGUUAACUUUUUGAAGUGUAUUUUCCCUGAAAAGCAGGGGAUUGUGUUUAUUGGGUGUACAAUAUUAUUUUGAUUAAUAUUCUUAUUGUUGUUUAUGAUUAUUUGUCGUUUCUGCUUGCUGAAGAUUGGCACCUCAAGAUAUGUUUGUCCCUUGAUGCCGUUGCAGAAAAUAAUAAAUUAUUAUUAUUGAUAUUA